UGUGUCCCCGUCACUCGCGCGCAAUGCCCCCUCGCCUAAUCCUUCUUGCCCUAGGACUUGUCCACUUCCUUCGCAUGUGCGCGCCUUCCUUGCCUCGCCUAGUCCCGCGUGGACUAGGCUUCUUGCGCCCGCUCCCCACACGUCGUCUUCUGCGCACGCCUGCGCUUCGCCUCCAUUCCCCCGCGCGUGCGCGCCGUCGCCCGCUACACCUAUGCCCAUGUGGGUUAGGCCAUCGCCCGUGCUGCUGCUCCACUCGCAUGCCAAUGUGCGCUCGCCGCUACUGCUGCCCAACUCCUGCACGUUCUCGCCACUUCCGCGAGUGUCGUGCACGCCAGCCAUCUUUCCAUCGUCAUCGUGCCCCGCGAUCUCCCAGUGCGUCCCACCUACGCCGGCGCUCCAAUCCUCUACCGCGCACCCACGUACGCCCGACGCCAUCCACGUGCUGCUAACCUCUGUUGUUGACUCAUACCGCGUAGUUUGCGCUCAGCUUCAGCUCACUGGUGAUGCAAGGCUCUGGUGGAACGCCUACUGGAGCAUGCGUCCCGGUGAAAAGGCGGGUUGUACAUGGGACAUGUUCAAGGAGUUAGUCCGCGACAAGUACUACCCUUCCUACUAUCGGGCAGAGAUGGAGCGCCAGUUCUUAGCGCUUCAGCAGGGCACUCGUACUGUUGAUGAGUACGAGCGAGAGUUCACCAGACUUGCAGGUUUCGCACCGGAUCUU
This is a messenger RNA of Striga hermonthica, 721 nucleotides long. NCBI's taxonomy places the organism in Eukaryota, Viridiplantae, Streptophyta, Magnoliopsida, Lamiales, Orobanchaceae. The record is from the annotation of a GenBank genome assembly.